Messenger RNA from Lasiosphaeria miniovina, 2916 nucleotides. RefSeq lists its product as uncharacterized. NCBI's taxonomy places the organism in Eukaryota, Fungi, Ascomycota, Sordariomycetes, Sordariales, Lasiosphaeriaceae. Bases 1 to 2916 code for a protein of 971 amino acids. The transcript has 4 exons. The record is from RefSeq and is a predicted model, not a curated record. Gene Ontology annotation, biological process: positive regulation of transcription by RNA polymerase II; negative regulation of transcription by RNA polymerase II. Gene Ontology annotation, molecular function: RNA polymerase II cis-regulatory region sequence-specific DNA binding; DNA-binding transcription factor activity, RNA polymerase II-specific; zinc ion binding.
AUGGCAGCAGCGAGCACGGCGACCCUCAUCGCGACGGCGAGUCCGUUGACGUCUAUGAAUCCCACUACUACAGAGCACGACUUCCGCUUCCCUCGCCGGCCAGGCGACGCCGCCACCGGCCUCGCAGCUAUCAAGACGGAGCACGGCGCCCCGUCGCCCUCUAGUAUCGCCGGCGCCAGCAACACCCCCUUUAGACCAGCCACGAACGCCAACAGCAGCAGUAACGCCACGACAGUCACCACCCUGCGUGCCGAACCGCACGAUCUCCGUCUCGAUCUUUCAGCCUCGUACGCGGCCGACCCACAACGCCAUGAGCUGUUGCGCUCCGCCGACUUCCCACCGUUUCAGGACGCCGUAGCCAGCAUGGACCAGAGCCCGGACGAGCUGCAGAGGCUGGACCCGCUGGCUGCCCAGGUCUGGAAGUUCUUUACCAAGACCAAGCAAUUCCUUCCAAACCAGCAGCGCAUGGAGAACCUCACGUGGCGCAUGAUGCACUACAACUUGCGCAAGGAAAGACAGGCCGACGCAGCAAGACUGCAAAACCUCCCAGCUUCUUCGCUCAACGCGCCCAGCGGAAUUGCCCAGCUGCGCAAGACUUCGGAACAUGUUAUCCCCCAACACGAUCCAAUGAAUCUGGACGACUUCAUCAACAAUGAACACGUGGGCACCCCGUCCGGCCUGGCUCUGACCCCGACCCCAGAUGGGGCCAGGCAGGUAGACGACAGGUCUACUCACACUACAACGACGGCAAUCCCUAUCAAAUCGCGCAAGGAGUCGUCGAACGCGCAGCACACCGUUCCUCAAUCCGUACCCGUGGCGCCGCACCGCCAGAGGUUGCAAGACGAAUUUGGCUAUAUUGCUCGUCAUCCUCGCAAGACAAGCAUUGACGAGACAAACAGACGUGUAAGUUCCCUGUCCAACCGCAAGCGUCCGGCAAACUUCUCGCCUCAAGUUCCCGCAGUCAACGGCGGGUUUGCAACAAGUGAGCUCGAUGUUGAAUCCGAGCUUCAAGAGUAUUCGCUCGACCACUCAAACCAGAGUGGCAUGGUGCAGCAGUCCAAUCACGCGGGGGUCCCGUUCCGCCUUGAUACAUAUAACAUUGAAAGCGACCCUAUUAUCACCUCGGCCGGCCCCUUCCAACCGGCAUUCAACUUUUCGCCCUCCACCUCCCCAAUGGUCCCCCACGACCACUUCUCUUCCUUGUAUAACGGCUCCGGAAUGCCUUCGACCGAUUACUAUUCUCCCCCCGGGUCGGCUUAUCAGUCCAGCGUUUCCACCCCGCAUCCUUUGAACGACGGCGAGGGCUUCUACUUUGGAUCGAUGGAUAUUCGACAUCCUCGUCAACAACCCUACAGGCCGACGCCGGCUGGCAUGGACAACACUCUGGCCCACCAGUUCCCGUAUGGUGCUAGUGGAAAUUUAAUGUUUCCUGCUUCCACGGGUGCCGCGGACCCCGCUGCCUCGUUCACUGCCCCGAGCUCUUUUGGCCAUGUAGAUCCUACCCAGGUGUUUCAGCAUGAGCACCCAGCUCGCUCUCCCGGCGUUGGUCUGAUGCAAGACAGCAUGUUUUCAUUUGGCGCGGACUCGGAUGCAGACGAGGAUGAGGGCGCUUUUGCUGAUCGCAACAUCCCAGUACCUCCAGAUUUCUCACCGCAAGGUAUGGAUGAGGGCGGGUUUGAUAGCUCGUCGUUGCAGUGGGAUCCUUCUCUCACUGGGAACUUUAAUACCCAGGCCGCAAGGUACCCAGGCGGUCCGCCGCGGAAGCAAGUAACCAUUGGUGGUACAACAACCGACUAUGUGGACGCAAAUGGCGACUGGGAAGGAGGCGCUCUGGGCCGGUCGCAGUCGCAGUCGCAGUCAUUCCGACAGAGCGACGGGCGUCAAGGCAAGGUUCCUCGGGCGGCUUCUACGCCGGGCUUAGCUGGCAUUGGAAAUCCAUUUGACCGUCUUGCCCAGUCGACAUCAAAUUCGCCGCCAGCAGAAGCAUCUGGCUUCUCGUCCGUUGCAGCCAGCCGCCCUUCAUCACCACCUCCUGGAUCGAAGCACGGAUCGACAACGAACCUGCAGGGAGCUGCGGGAAAUCAGGAAAACAGUGCUCCAACAACGUGCACGAACUGCUUUACACAGACAACGCCGCUCUGGCGCCGCAAUCCCGAAGGCCAGCCCCUUUGCAAUGCGUGCGGUCUAUUUUUGAAGCUACACGGCGUUGUAAGACCAUUGAGUUUAAAAACAGACGUCAUCAAGAAACGGAACCGCGGCUCGGGCGGAGGUCUGCCUGUUGGUGGCACCAGUACACGGUCGGCGAAGAAGAACGCCGGCGUCAGCACGUCAACGGCUGCUUCGGGGGCAAACACGAGGAAGAACUCGACUCUCUCCAUUUCCUCGGCUGUUAAUCCCACGCCAGCCCAGGUGACCACGCCGCCAGUACAGAACCGUGCCGGCAGUGUCAACGACAGCGAAAGUCCGGUGAGCGGGCCUGCGUCAGGUGGCAACACGGCAGGCAGCACGCCGACAAGCUACCACGGUAGCGCUGGUUCUUCUAGUGGUGUUGUCGGUGGAAAGGGCGUUGUUGCUAUUGCUGCAGCACCGCCAAAGAAUGUCCCUGGCCCAGGGGCCGCCUCUCUGACGCGUAGUGCAACCAUGGGCUCGAAGCGGCAACGGCGGCAUAGCAAGAGUGCCGGAGGCGACCAGUCAUCAAGCGGAAUGGACAUUGACAGCCCAGAAAACUCAACAGGGUCGAACGAGGCCGCUCGGUCUCUCGGGUCUAGCAACGGCUUUCCUACAAUGCAGUCGACUGCCAGUAGCAUGGGUCUCACUAAUGGUUUUGGCAUAACACAGCGAUCAGUGGUUGGGCCGGGCAUGAUGAGCAUGCCAACCGGCCCUCAGGAGUGGGAGUGGUUGACUAUGAGUCUUUGA